AUGCCAGCACAACCACAAACACAAGUUCCAAACACCAUGGAUGAUGUAUUAAAAUAUAUCUCAACUGUUACUGCAGAACAUGAUAAUUUCGAAACUAUCAGCAAAAGAAUUGCUCCAACCUUAAAAGAAGUUCAACCACAAGUUUUUGCACAAUCUACUUCAGACGAUAGAGAUCCUCUUGAUCUUUUGGAUCCUAGUACUUCCAGUUUAGUUUACGCAUAUCUUCUAGCUGCACGAUUUCAUGUUGAAAGUUCAAAUUCCACACGUUUAAUACAAUAUAUUAUUCAAUACUUGUCCGUAUUUGAUGCUAAUCAAGUUCGAUUGGUACCAGAUAAAUGUACACAUCUUCAUAACUAG
Messenger RNA from Entrophospora candida, 357 nucleotides. Lineage: Eukaryota; Fungi; Glomeromycota; Glomeromycetes; Entrophosporales; Entrophosporaceae. The record is from the annotation of a GenBank genome assembly.